AGCAUUUCCAGCACAUACAGCUUAGGAGCAUUUUCGCAACCGGUGAUCGAUCAUCAUGGUGCUCUCCACGGAUAUUGACCUCCUGCACCCUCCCGCAGAGUUGGAAAAGCAGAAGCACAAGACAAAGAGAUUAGUUCAGUCGCCAAACUCCUUCUUCAUGGACGUUAAGUGCCAGGGGUGCUUUCAGAUCACAACCGUCUUCAGCCACUCGCAAAGCGUGGUUGUGUGCAGCAGCUGCUCGGCCGUCCUCUGCACCCCCACGGGUGGCAAGGCUCGUCUGACUGAGGGCUGCUCUUUCAGGCGGAAAGGAGACUGAGCACAAUCAGUUUUAAGCGGUAGUGUAGCUUUGUAAUGUUCCAGCUGGUGGAUCGCCAGCAUGGAAUACAAGAUUUUGCCUGCACGAUGAUGCCAGAAUAGCGAAAAAGCUGCCACUGUUGCGUCUGCGGGAGGUUCACACAAUUUGAGAGGAUGCCUCCUGGCUGCCGUGACAUGUGCUGCCGACUUUUUGCAUAAUAUCUGUCUCGAGACCUGCACAGUGCAGCAUGCUGUACUGUAGCAGUUCUAUCAAUAACGCAAUGAAUUGAUCGUUAUAGUUUGUGCAACCCCAAAAUUGCGCCUGCCAAGCAGCGUCUUUCAAUCAAGUUUAAAAUGCCAUUGCAAAAGAAAACAAAAAAUGUUGGAUCUUUGUAAAAGGAGUGAGAUUCCACCCAU
Messenger RNA from Coccomyxa subellipsoidea C-169, 711 nucleotides. Its product is annotated as ribosomal protein S27 isoform B component of 80S ribosome and 40S small subunit. The record is from RefSeq and is a predicted model, not a curated record. The coding region runs from base 56 to 316 and encodes 86 amino acids. Gene Ontology annotation, cellular component: ribosome; cytosolic small ribosomal subunit. Gene Ontology annotation, molecular function: structural constituent of ribosome; RNA binding. Gene Ontology annotation, biological process: ribosomal small subunit assembly; translation. Lineage: Eukaryota; Viridiplantae; Chlorophyta; Trebouxiophyceae; Coccomyxaceae. The transcript is spliced from 4 exons.